GAAACCAUCUCAGAUUCUCAACACAAUAGAGCAACUCAUACAUUCCUCCUCUCCUCCAUUAAUGACGAUAAAAGUCCAUGGCAGCGUGUUCUCGACUGCAACGUUGAGAGUUCGUGUUUGCCUGAAUGAGAAAUCUCUUGACUAUGAGUUUAUCCACGUCGACCUUCGCUCCGGCCACCACAAGCAGGAUUCUUUUCUUUCCCUCAAUCCCUUCGGUCAAAUCCCGGCCUUUCAAGAUGGAGACCUCAACCUCUUCGAAUCAAGGGCAAUCACUCGGUACAUCGCGCAUUCAUACGCUGGGAAAGGCGCUCCACUAGUAUCUUCGGAUGCAAAGAAGGCGGCGGUGGAGGGCGUUUGGGCGGAGGUGGAGGCUCAGAGGUACGAGCCUCCAGCGGCGAAGCUGACGUGGGAGCUGGGAAUCAAGCCCAUUUUGGGAAUGGCAACAGAUGAUGAUGUGGUCAAGGCUCAAGAGACCGAGCUGGAGAAGGUUCUUGACGUGUACGAGCCCCGCCUCGCCCACUCCAAAUACUUGGGCGGCGACGCCUUCUCUCUGGCGGACCUCCACCACCUCCCCACCUUGAAAUAUCUUAUGGCCUCGCCGGUGAAGGCGGUUUUCGAGGCCCGCCCUCACGUGGCUGCUUGGGUGGCCGAAAUCAUGGCUAGGCCAUCCUGGCAGAAGGUUCUAGCUGAGUGCUGAGCUUUGGCUAAGUGUUUUAUAUCAUCACCUUUCCACUAUUUCAUGAUUUCUUUCAAGUUUCAACUAUAAAUUCCCUACACCAUUUGUCACGUGAAAUAGUCAAGUUGCAUGUAUUAGUGCUCCAACUUCAAAAUCUGCCUUGUUUCAUUUACCCUACUCAUUUUCCUUCACUGUAUUUGGAUAUUCACGCAUAGUAAUAAUAACAAUAAUAUUAUUACACUGUCAUUAAA
This is a messenger RNA of Salvia splendens (bonfire salvia), 927 nucleotides long. RefSeq names its product glutathione S-transferase PARB. Gene Ontology annotation, biological process: glutathione metabolic process. The coding region runs from base 62 to 697 and encodes 211 amino acids. Gene Ontology annotation, cellular component: cytoplasm. Gene Ontology annotation, molecular function: glutathione binding; glutathione transferase activity. NCBI's taxonomy places the organism in Eukaryota, Viridiplantae, Streptophyta, Magnoliopsida, Lamiales, Lamiaceae. The transcript has 3 exons. The record is from RefSeq and is a predicted model, not a curated record.